Anolis carolinensis (green anole) is the source of this 4752-nucleotide messenger RNA. It is a transcript of the gene hspb3, whose product is annotated as heat shock protein family B (small) member 3. The transcript has a single exon. The coding region runs from base 1588 to 2124 and encodes 178 amino acids. Gene Ontology annotation, cellular component: nuclear speck; cytoplasm. NCBI's taxonomy places the organism in Eukaryota, Metazoa, Chordata, Lepidosauria, Squamata, Anolidae. The record is from RefSeq and is a predicted model, not a curated record.
AGCUCUGCUCAGUAAGUGCAGGAUAACAUUAUGUAUCUCUAUGUUAAAUGUAUGUGGAUAUCUAAGUAGUUUUCUGUAGAAGCAGAUGGAACAUAAGUAAUGCCAUCAUUUUAAAAAAUCAGAAAUAUCUGCAAUUCUGUUGCCACAUUGAAAAUAUCCAUGUUUACUAUUAUAACAGGGCUGAAAUGCUUGCUGGAAUGGGAAACAUAUCAUGAAUAAGAAUAGCUUUUGUUUUAGGUUCCAAACUGUUUACACAUUUACAACACGCACCACUACCACUACCCCCACCCCUCCCCACUGGCCCCGGCUUAAGUAACUCACUAUAAUAGUUAAUUGUUUUUUGUUUGUUUUUUUGCAGGAGAAUGUAGGCACUGAGGCCCCAUUUACACUGCCAUUUAAAUCAUCUGCUUUGAACUGGAUGAUUCAGUAUAGAUUCAGCCUGAAAUUCAGUAUGGUAUAGUGGUUUGAGUAGUGGACUAAGACUGUAGGAAUACAGGGUUCAAAUCCCCGUUCAGUUAUGGAAAUCCAGUGAGGGAUAUUGGGUAAAUCAUACUCCUGAACCCUCAGAAAAGAUAACAGCAACCAAGUGGAUAAAACUUGCUAAGAAAACCCUGUAAUAAGGUUGCCUUAAGUCAGAAAUUACUUGAAGACAUGGAGAACCAGUGUAGCACAGUACUUUAAGGGUUCAAAUCCUUGCUUAGACAUGGAGACCCACCAGUCAAACUCUCUCAGCCUCAAAGAAAGGCAAUGGCAAACCUUGUCUGAACAAAUCGUACCAAGAUAAUUUCACUGAUAGGAUUGCCCUAAACUGGAAAUGGCUUGAAGGCAAAUAACAAUGGUUAAAAUUAUAAAAUAAAUGUGAUUGCGGUCUCAAAAAUCAACCCUAGCACAGGGAAUCUUAAGUAGGACAAAACAGGUCAAUAAGAAUUUGGACUGCAACUGAGCAGUCAUAUUGUUUAUUUUAAUAAAAAAAAUAGAAUCAGACAACUGUCCCUGUUAGAUUCUUACAUGAUAAGAAUCUAUAAAAUCAUUUCUGUUUGUGUCGGGUUCCAGCAAACUCAACAUGCUUGUGUAAUAAUUUUAUCAUCAUCAUUAUUAUCAUCAUCAUAUUUAAUUAUAUCCCACCUUUCUACCCAUGGGGACUCAAGGCAGCUAACAUCUAUCCACACUUUACAGUUUAAAAAGAGCAAUACAAAAGUUAAAUAGUAACAGCAUGGUAAAAGAAUAAAAUUGAGUAAAUACACUAAAAUGGCCUUUAAAACUCAUAUCCUCUCCAAUCCCACCUAACCUCCUCAACAGGGCUAUCAUUUUUAAUAAGUUAAACUUGUCUAUCACAACACAUACAUACGCAUAUAUUGAUUCAUAACAAUAGCCAUAAUAACAAAAGAGAAACCAUAAAAUGUGUCAUACCAAGUAAUGAAAAUGAAAACUUCUAAACAGUUCAGGCACCAAUGCUAUAAAUAGGGCUCAAUUGUCAGCACGUGAAAAGAUCCAGUGCGUCUCAUGGAUCUAAGUCACACCCACAGAAGAGAUAGUAUCUGACAGAGCUAAAAAUGACAAGCUACCUCAGCCGAUAAACUACUUUAUAUGUGGACGUACAACUGGAAAGAGUGUGGAUUGUUCCAGUUGGUGAACUGGACUCUUCCUACUGAAGAAAUAAAGCAGCAGAUUAUCAACAUUAUUUCAGCAAUGGAGGGAGUAGUUAUACGGCACUGGGUGGAAACUCCAGUACGUUAUCAGGAAUAUUUUACUAACAAAGAUUUGGAAGCAUGCAAGUUAAACCAUUCUCUCUACGCCUUGCCAGGCCCAGCAGUGGCUGUACAGACAAAGGAUGUGGGUGAAGUGGAAACAGAACAGCACAGUACAAAUGAAGAAAAACCCAAAUUUCAAGUCUUACUAGAUGUUGUGCAGUUCCGUCCUGAAGAUGUUAUCAUUCAAACCUUUGAAGGCUGGCUGCUGAUCAAAGCUCAGCAUGGACCCAGGAUGGAUGAACAUGGCUUUAUAGCCAGAAGCUUUACUAGACAAUACAAAUUGCCUGAUGGAGUUGAAACAAAAGAUCUGACUGCUAUCUUCUGCCACGAUGGCAUUUUGGUUAUUGAAACCAAGGCAUUUGGCAGGAUAUGAACUGUAGACGUUUUGUUAUGGGUGAGACAACAUUGUUUCUACUUUAACUAGAACAGUCGUGAACUGUGGUGAUAUGCAUGCAGAGCUGUAUUCACAAUGAAGAUAAAGGCAAGCUUUUGCAUAUUUUACUUAGUGUGUUGAACUUGAUUGUUUUGAUGUCAAAGACAAUACUUGUUCCUGUGAACUGAAUGCACCCACACAUUCAUAACAAAACAAUCUGACAAAGCAGAGAGAAUCCUGUAAAACAUGGAUGUAGAAGAAUGUGUGAAAGGAAGGUUCUAUAUAUGGGAAAGGGUGGAAAUAGAAGGUUGCAUUCAAAAUUUUACAUCGCUUGAAUUCAAGAGACAAAGGAUGAAGGCUGCUUUUCACUGAUGUGUAAUACUGAAUUGUGAAACUGUUGUAUUUAUCAGCAUUACAACUGAUCGAAAUAAGUCCUUUAAGCGCAAAUAAACCAAGAGGUGGAACUCCUACUUCUGAAGAACAAGACAAGGCAUUUUAAAAACUAAAAUUUAUGACUUUUCAGUCCCAGAUAAAUUAGUAUAUUGCAUAGCAGUAUGUAAGGAUAUUUUUUUAUAAGUACUGUAUGUAACAACUGAUCUUCAAAGUGGCCUUUUAUUCUCCCAACAAUGAUUUGCUACAUGUGGUAUUCAAAAUAUUUCAGCAGUCUUCUUUUGGGAAAAGAACAGCUGUUUAAGUUAGGAUGUCUCCUUUCACAUCUUGUUAAGAUAACUGUAAGCAUGACUGCAGAGCUAUGUAUAGUAAAGGAAUUCAGAGGAGAAGGAGCCAAACUAAAUACAGGCUCUUGUUGCCAUUUGGACACAUUAAAAGAAAGAAUGUGACUGUAAUAAAUGUAUUCGCAUGACUAAAUGAUGAUCAAAAUGUUUUUUAAAAGCAUGACCUUCAUCUAAAUACAGGAACUCUCUUUUCAAAGAGAAGUCUUUAACUUGUUCAUAUUUUUUGUUUUACUCUAACUAUAUGAUGCAGGUUAAGAAUACUGAUGUAAAAAUGUCAGAAUCAAAGUAUUAUUUCCUCAACGACUGUUGUUGCUGUCAGAUGGUAUAUUGAGAAGCAUGUGAAGUGAAAAAGACUGCCCAAAAUGAAAUCCCUAAACUUAUAUUUCUUCAUCUUACAGAUGAGAAAUAUUGGCCCUUAUCUACACAUGCUGUAAAAUCCAGAAUGAUGUAGCUUAUGGGGGUGGAUGGGGUGGACAAAACGCAAGCCCCUAAUGGGUGCUGCAACACAUCCACAUGGAAAACAUGCAAUAAAAAACUCAGGAGAAAGUCCAAAAUUGGUGAUAAAUAAACUGCAGCUGAUCAGUAUAUGGUCGUUGCAGAGCAGAAAUUUGGGAGGAACAUGUGCAGCACUCAUGUAAACAGCAUCACCAUUUGAAAAUUCAGAUAAAGGAACCAGAUAUGGUGCUUUCAGGAAGGUAAAAAAAAAACACCUUUUUCCUCCCUUCCCAAGAAGAAAUCACUUUCCAUCUCUUGUAUUUGAGUAGGAAGAUGAUGAUUCCCAUCUGAUGGGCUGAUGCAGUUCAGCACAUUUCUCCAAACGGGGUAAGAAAACAAAAUAUGUCAUUCUGUUGGAUCGAUUUAGCACAAAGGGAGCUUUGUGAAUGCUGCAGUAGCUUUUUCACUGUCCCGGGGUGCAUGUGGAAACUCUCUAGGGUGGAACUGAAUUUCUUUAAUCCACAUUCAGAUUUUGAUUAUGUGGCUAUGUAGAAGCAGCCAUUGUGACAGAUGCCAAUUUCAAGUAUGCUUGGUAUGGAUAAUACGGGGAUGUUGGGCCGAAUUGUCAUCUGUUAUCCAUAUCUACCCACCCAGUUUUCUAUACCUACAGCAGACUAUCACCUUAUUUGUCAUGUAUAUAUUGGAGAUUGAUCAAGCUUACAGUAAACUCAAACACACAUGGUCAUUCUAUAUGCAUACUUAUCCGAGUAAAGAUGCACACAGACUACCAAAACUACUGCUACUUACAAUAAUACAACUGGUAGAGAAAGGAUUGAUGUCUCUUUCUCUUUCUGCUAUCUUUUCAUCUUUAAAUUUCUUUCAAACCGGUUUUGCUCUCUAGAAAGUAGCACUGGCACCUUUACAAACAUAAACAUGUGCACUAUAUACUGUAUCAAUACCCUCUAUAUCAACAGAUUAAAAGUGGUUAAGAAAAUGAUAUUUAGAAACAUAAUUUUAAUUCUUGAUUUUUUUACUAAGGGCAAUAUAGCCACACAUAAGAAAAAUCAAAUAUCCAAUAAGACUUUUAUUAUUAGUAAGUUAUGAGUAAUGCUAUUUUAUUGACCAAAAAGUACUCAUUUUCUGAUGGUGACAGUUCUACUGACAUUUUUAUUCUAGUUCUUUUUUUUUACUCCUAUUCAUAUCAUUAAUUUCAUAAUUAUACAUUAAACAUAUAUAUUAGAAUGAUGACAUGGAAAUGUUUUGUGAAAUAUUUGCCAAUGGAAUUCCAAGAAUUCCAAGAGAAAAAGAACAUGUCUGAAACAUUUCUGAAAUUAAUUUAGUUGAUGAACAACAUGAAAAUAGAUAAAUAGAUAAAUACUGUUCCUGAACUGAAUUUGAGUUAUGUAUGUCAUCUAACUGUAUAACAAUAAAUGACUUAAGGCAAGACUGGAAACAUUUA